CUCCCGCCCGAACAAUCAUCAUUUGUCAACACUGUUGUGCAGCUCACACCGGUGUGUCUGUGUGUGUCUUUGUGUCCUCUUUCUUCUCUCUUACCAGAAUGGCUGCACACAAAGAGGACUCGGACCUUGACGAUAUUCUCGCCAACGAGGAGGAGCUGGAGAAGGCUCUGUGCGUGCUGGCUGGAAGCGACCCGGAAAACUGCUCCUAUUCUCGGGGCUACGUGAAGAGACAGGCUGUGUUUGCCUGCAACACCUGCACUCCCAGUGCUGCAGAGCCUGCUGGGGUCUGUCUGGCCUGUGCCAAUAAGUGCCACGAUGGGCAUGACAUCUUUGAACUGUACACCAAAAGAAAUUUUCGCUGUGACUGUGGAAAUGGCAAGUUUGGGGCGUUCAAGUGUCAGCUAACUCCUGCCAAAGACCAGGAAAACAUCAGAAACCUCUACAAUCACAACUUCAGUGGCUGCUACUGCACGUGUGACCGGCCAUACCCAGACACAGAUGAUCAGACCGACGAUGAGAUGAUUCAGUGUGUCAUCUGCGAAGACUGGUUUCACAGUAGGCACCUCGGCUGCACUGUGGUGGAACCUGAGGAGCUGCAGGAGAUGAUAUGUGAGGCCUGCAUGAACAAGGCUCCGGUCUUGUGGACGUAUGCUGCUCACUUUGCAGCACCACCUGUGAUCAGCGUCAGUCAUCCCGAGGAGGAGGUAGAAGUCGAUGUGGAGGAGAGAACAGAGAAGGAAGAAGCCUCUGAGUCCAGUCAAGGAAGUGAUGAGGAGCUAUCCACCACUGCUGAGAACACAAAGCAGGAGGAAGCACCAAGCAGGAGUUCCCCUUGCAAACGGACCCACGAGGAAAUGACAGGCAGCUCUGAGAAGGCCACGACCGAACCUGUUGUGUGCAGGCUGAAGGAGCUGCAGGCUAAGGGGCUGGAGAGGCAGAGACAGGGAGCGGUAUUCUGGCCCUACAGCUGGCGCUCAAAGCUCUGCACCUGCACGGGCUGCAAGAGGGCGUAUGUGGCUGCCGAGGUGCAGUUUCUUAUGGAUCAGUCCGACACCAUUCUGGCCUACGAGAACAAAGGCUUGGACGAGCCGUUUGGGCAGCACCCGCUGAUGGCGCUGACAAGCUCAAUGGACCGUGUGCAGCAGCUGGAGGUCAUUUACGGUUUCAACGAGCUGACAUCUUCGCUCACUGCGUUUUUAGACCAGUGUGCUGCUGAAGGAAAGACAGUCACAGUCGAAGCUGUACACGAGUUCUUUGCAGAGCUGCGGGCUAGAAAAAGACGAAGGACCAAUGCAGGAAACCAGUAACGAGGAGGCCAUGCUGCUGUCUUAGCCCCGGUUCAUACGGUGCUUUCAAUGAAUGUGAAACUUCGAAGAUGACCCUUUUUCUUCUGUUGAAUAAAGGGGCCUCUUGCUGCAACAUAUGUGAUCCUAAAGCUUGAACAAUUAGUGCAAAGAGUACUGACUCGCUGUCAUUGUUGUGAAGUGUUAUUUCUAAGGUGAAGGGGUGAGAGUUUUGUCCAGUUGUUUUUAUUGAUUUUCAACGAUGCCUUAACUCUGAAGCUCAUAAUGAAUGUUAUUUACGAACAGAAGAAAUUUUGUUUCAGCACGCUACGCUUUUAAAAAAAAAAAGACUCAAUUGUUGUAUUACUGUAAUGUUUUGCAAGUACGUCACAUAAUCAUUAUAAUGCCUUAUAAUGUGCAUUCCUAUAACAUGUCCAGCUCAUGAUUUGACUGAGUGAAAUAGUGUGUUUAAAUUGUCAAGAGGCUUUCUGGUAGCAACCAGUUAAAGGGAAACUUUGGUAUUUUUGUACCUGGACUCUAUUUAACUGAUGUUUUUUUUGUCUAAGUGACUGAUGGAGACAGGUUUUUAAAUUGGUCUGAUAUUGAGAGAGAUCACUCCAGCUGCAGUGGCCAAGGAGGCUGCAAUGUAAUCCCUACGGGUGCUUGUGCACCAUCUAUUUACAUCCACUAAACAUGCUUUUUUUGGGCACUGACAGGUUCAGAUUGUUAUUGGAAGUGUUUGACAUUACAGAUAAGACCCGAUAGAGAAAUUAAAUGUGACCAAGUCUCGUUCUAAAAUCAUGCAAGAGGUACUUGUUGCAAGAAAAACAGUGGUUUAAACAUUAGUAAGAGUUGGAGAAGGGAGUUGCUUGAAGAGUUUGUUGUGUUGGAGUACAGAAGGUGCAACUUUGUGUUAUAUAAAUGAUUCUCAAUGUCAUGGCUGAAUAUAUAACUGAUACUGACAAUGUGGAAAA
Messenger RNA from Epinephelus fuscoguttatus (brown-marbled grouper), 2257 nucleotides. RefSeq names its product putative E3 ubiquitin-protein ligase UBR7. Bases 99 to 1307 code for a protein of 402 amino acids. The record is from RefSeq and is a predicted model, not a curated record. Gene Ontology annotation, cellular component: cytoplasm. NCBI's taxonomy places the organism in Eukaryota, Metazoa, Chordata, Actinopteri, Perciformes, Serranidae. Gene Ontology annotation, molecular function: ubiquitin protein ligase activity; zinc ion binding. The transcript has 11 exons.